AUGCAUCAUUUUGACCUGCAGCCAGCCGUUGCAGCCCAGUCAUCAGACCUAACAUCUAACAGCGGCGACACGGAAGGAGAUACUUGCACCAUCUGCUUUGAGGCAUGGACCACUGCAGGGGAACACAGGCUCUCUGCUCUGCGCUGUGGACACCUGUUUGGGAAGACCUGCAUUCAGCGCUGGCUCAAGGCUCAGGGCUCAGCUGGUAAAUGUCCACAGUGCAACAAGAAAGCAAAGCCGUCUGACAUUGUGCUGCUGUAUGCUCCAAAAGUGAGAGCCCUGGACAACUCUGAGCAAGAGCAUUUAAAAAGAUCUCUGGAGCUGGAGCAAUCUCUGAGGAGGAAAGCUGAACUGGAAUCAGCCGAGUAUAAACUGAAGUUUCAGGCCGUCACCAGCAAAUAUGGACAGGCGCAGCAAGAGCUGCAGGAACUAAAAGCGUUGAUGGCCCAGACAGGAAGAAGCUCGGCUUCCCCCUCAUGCUCCUCUUCCUUCUCCCCUCUGUUAAGCCUGUCUCAGAGGCUGGAGGGCUCCAGGACCUCACAGUACAGCUUCUCUAAGGCGGUGCUGGUGUCUCAGGCAGGUGGCUGCAGAGUUCUGUCCUACUGUGAACCUCUGUGCUGUCUGCUUGCCUCACAGCCAUCCCCUCACUCCACACUAGUGCCAGGUUGUGGAGUGAAAAAGGUGAGCUUGGUCAACAUGAAAGCUAGUCAGUAUGUUCCAAUCCACAGCAAACAGAUAAGGGGUCUGUCCUUCAGCAAGGAGAACAACAGUCUGCUUUUAUCUGCUGCGCUAGACAACACCAUUAAACUAACAAGUUUACUUACCAACACGGUGGUUCAGACCUACAAAACGGAUAAACCUGUAUGGAGCUGCUGCUGGUCUUUGGAUAAUAGUAACUAUGUCUAUGCUGGUCUAAGCAAUGGCUCGGUGCUGGUUUAUGACACCAGAGAUACCAGCACACACGUUCAUGAGCUGGAACCUCUUCGAUCCAGGUGCCCAGUUGCAUCUUUGUCCUAUGUACCACGGGCGGCAUCUAGCUCUUUCCCCUGUGGUGGACUUAUUGCCGGAUCACUGGAGGGUGCUUGUUUCUGGGAGCAGAUGAAUGAAACCACAUACACACCCCAUAUGCUGCCUCUAGAGAGUGGUGGCUGCACAGAUAUCCAAGUGGAGACAGAGAGCAGACACUGUCUGGUCACAUACCGGCCUGGACGCUCUCAUCCGACUCUACGAUGCGUCCUGAUGGCACUGACUCGCACCCCUCAACAGGACUCAAGCCAGCUGCCCAGCUGCUCCUGUUCUCCUGUGCAGACAUUUAAUGCAGGUUCAUCCUGCAAAUUGCUCACCAAGAACACGGUGUUCAGGAAUCCAGACGGACAUGGCAUGCUGGUCUGCGCUGGGGAUGAGGCCUCCAAGUCCACCCUGGUGUGGGAUGCAGGAAGUGGCACUCUGCUUCAGCAGCUUCCAGCUGACCUCCCAGUGUUGGACAUUAGCCCCUUUUCUGUAAAUGGGGAAAACUAUCUGGCUUCGCUUACAGAGAAGAUGCUGAAACUUUACAAAUGGAAUUGAAGGACAUCUUUGCUGUGUUUAAGGUGCAGAUCACAAGGAAUUAGAUCUCAUAAGAAUAGCAGACAUUAAAAUCUGCUAAAUAUUAUCUUCAACCAACAACCGAAUUGACCAAGUUGAAUAACUUGGCUCCUAUUUUUAUUCCAGGAUGGAUGUUAUAAGAUUGUGUUUACAUAAAGGUCGUUGUGAUUUCUUAGAAAGCCAAUCCUCCAGUAAAACUCUGCAGAGUUCUGUUUUAGCUGCAUAGACACCUGUGAUGCUUUUAUCAUGUGGGUCUGUUAAGGGAAAACAUUUGCACUGCAGGUCUGUAAAUUAUGCUUACCGUCAGGCCCACCUAACUAUAGGAACAUAAAAGCUAAGACAUGUUCAUCAUAAGUCACAACAAAUUCUGCUACAUCCCCCUUGUAAUGGAUCAACCAGUAAGUCUUUAUCAGUUCAUUUAUAUUGCAUUAACAAACGUUUAUUUUUCUGCUUUUUCUAUAUGUUUCAAUUAAAUGGGUUAACUUCUCACAGUGGAACUUUAUGUGGCCAACUAUUCUAAUGUUAUAAACCUAAUUUCUAUUUUUGGUAAAGUUAUAUAUAUAUAUAUAUUUCUUACCAGCUGGUUUUGUACAACUUUGGAGUUAAUAAAAAUUGCCUUUU
Messenger RNA from Cyprinodon variegatus (sheepshead minnow), 2205 nucleotides. RefSeq names its product ring finger and WD repeat domain 3 (gene rfwd3). The transcript is spliced from 9 exons. Gene Ontology annotation, molecular function: ubiquitin protein ligase activity; protein binding. Gene Ontology annotation, biological process: protein ubiquitination; interstrand cross-link repair; double-strand break repair via homologous recombination. The record is from RefSeq and is a predicted model, not a curated record. Bases 1 to 1566 code for a protein of 521 amino acids. Gene Ontology annotation, cellular component: site of double-strand break; nucleus. Lineage: Eukaryota; Metazoa; Chordata; Actinopteri; Cyprinodontiformes; Cyprinodontidae.